GCCUCCGCGUCCUCCCCUCCGCGUCUGUCUGUCUGUCCGUCCCAGCGCGGGUGGGGGCUGCUGACUCAUCUGCCCACGGCCCCCCCACGGCGGGCGCUGCGAGGGGCUGCAUUGCAGACCCGGGUGCGCCAGCAGACAAAAGCGACGCUGCAGUGCAGUGCGGCUGUCGGCACAAAGAGCUGCCGGCCUCCAGCCCUCCUUCCCUCUGCAGCCUGACGAUGCUGGACACCAUCAGCAACCAGUACGACUCCUUCAUCUACUGGAGGAUGCCGAUCCCGCGGCUGGAGCUGGCGGAGCUGGAGGGGCUGGGGCUGGGCGAGGGGCCCCUCUACACGCCCCGCAGCGGGCUGGCCAAGCUCCCGGGGCCGCGGGAGGCAGCUGCCCAGGGCAGCUCUGCCGAGGAGGACAGCCUGCUGCCCUUCAACAGCUUCAACUUCUGGAGAGCACCCAUCGCCAGCAUCAGCUCCUUUGAUUUCGACCUCAUCUGACGUCCUCCCCUCUCCCCCCCACCCUCCUCCCUGCUAGGCAUGCCAGGGUUUGGUUUUGUUGGUUCUGUAUGGUGUUGUUUUUUUGUCUCUGGGUGCUUUUCAGCAUUGCUAUCGAAUCCUCGCCUUGUGCCUCCUCACUCCACUUCUUCCUUCGGAAAGCAUCGCAGCGGAGUAAGCCUGGGGCAAGCAGGAACCACUGCGUGGCUUCCAGCAGGAGCCUGGCCCUAAUGCCAGGUCGUUUUUGGGGUCAGCUUUCACAUGCCUCCUCCGUGGGCCCAGGUUUAUUUCUCAGUGCCAUCUUGAAGUGGGGGGGAAAAAAAAUCACAAAUCCUGAAUCACUUUGGCUUUUACGCAUGUUUUUUUUCCAAGAUUGUUUCCUGGGAGAGCUAACAUGAGAGCUCUGUCUUUUUGGUUGUGCUUUUGGGGUUUGAUGUGGUUCCACGGGGCAUUUUGUGAAAUUGUAGUGGAUCCUGAUGAACUAGUGAUGUGGAACAUCCCAAAAUUGUCUAAAGAGUUCAGGGGCAGGUGGCCAGAGGUAGCCUGAGCGCUGAAAAGGCACCAAAAAGAGGCAAAUAUUGGCAAAAUCAUGCUCUCCAUUAUGAAAAUGGAGAGCAAGCAGAGGUGAAAAAUGUAAACUCCCCUGCGCAAAGCUGUUUGAUUUCUGUGCUCCAAGCUGUGAAAACCACAGGAGAGGUAUUUAAAAUAAAAUUAUUUAAAAACAUACACAGUCCUGCAGACACUUAAAAACCCAGGUAGACUGGAAUCGAGUUCUUUCAGUACUUUGCCAUUAAAUUGUUUUACGCCUUUCCUGUGAGCUGAUAACUGAAACAAUAACAUGUAGCCUUGGACAAAACUUUUUUUUCUUUUUUUGGAUGCUGGAAAUUGGAAAGAAUGCUAAAUUAGAGGCCUAUUUCUGGGUCCCCUGCACCUGGCAGAACUGUUUACAUUAAUAUUGUGUGGGUGCAAGAGGGCUUGUAGGAACAAGUUUUCCUGUUUCCCCAGGACAUUUGACUAUUUUGACACCAUCUCCCCCCAAAAAAAUCAAACUUGAAGAAAAGCAUAAGCUUAGGAAAUCACCCAUGAAAUGAAUCUGUGAAAAAGUAAGUUUAUUCUUUAGGCUGGCACAAAAUAUUUUCUUUCAACUAUCAGUCAUCAUCAUUGAUUUCUAGAUUUGUGCACAGGCACACACAUCCAUAUAUAUAUGAGUGCAAUGAAAAAGUCCUUUCAAACUGAGAAUGGGAACAUCCCUCUCUAAGGAGUGUGCAGCAGAACAUUCACCAUUGUGGGGUUGCUCCACUACCGUGGUUAUUCUUUCUUCUAAAUGAAAUGUCAGCAAGAUGUACCAGUUUCCCUCAAAUACCUGGACUUUGACUAAGCCCCGUUUUCUCUCGGCAAAAGGUCUCCUCAGCCCCGCUCCAAUGUGUGACCUGUGGGUGUUGGCAUGGGCCAGGCUGUGAGCUGGCUAACAGCUUUUGGACACUUUGGUUUUGGACCAGGCGUUUAGGGGCACGUGUCGGUGAGCAGGAAGACAUGUGGGUGCUGGCCAGGACCAUCUCACAGCCCAGGCUGCUGAAACCCCGCUGUGAUCGCUGCAGGGAGGGCACACCCUGGUGGAGAGGCAGGCUUGGCGGCUGUGUGCUCAGCACACCUUGAACAGGCGCCAAGAAGAGAGAGAAACCCACUAAAUACAGCAAACAAACAUCAAAAUCACAUGGCUCUCCUAUACGAUGAUCCCAAGACCAAAACAGCAGCGAGGAGGAACUCCUGGAAUUUCUCCAGGACAUGGCACUGUGUCUUCAAAACCCGUAAGACUGCCUAGAAAUGUGCGCUUAUGUUCCCCACCGAGCUGUCCUGCUCAAGCCCACGUACUCUGUAACCAUGGGGUGGAUAAGCAAGUGCCUGUCUGUCCCUGAUAACCCGUACUGGGGCGCUGAGUUUGAGUGAAGAUGGCCGUGGUGCACAGCACAGCAGGGUCAAGUCUGGUAGCAACCAAAAGCAGGAAGCAUUUCACCUCUAGCCCCGGCAGCAUCCACGCUGUACGAAGCGAGUCUGGUGCAGCAACCGGCUCCCACGCGAGACCUGGCGUUUGUGUCCAGCCUUCUGUAAUGCCUAAUUUGUGUCUUACAUCCAUCUGAAAGAAAUAUAAUCAAAUAAAAAGUACAAGACAGGUAACACCUGAUUUGCCUUCACAAGCUGAUGUUUUCUGACCUCUACCUGCUGUACUCACCCACCACUUGCCCUUGAUUACCCCCAUGGAAGUAUAUUUUGUUUUGUUUUUCAGUAUUUCAAAGUGCCCUGGUUUACCCAAGGCCCCAGACUGUAAACAGUUGCUGUACCUGGCAAUCUGUCACUGCUGCUUUACUAUGCUGCCUUUAACAACUGUUAAUAAAGGCUGAAUGUCCUCUUGUGUGA
Messenger RNA from Cygnus atratus (black swan), 2900 nucleotides. It is a transcript of the gene MLLT11, whose product is annotated as MLLT11 transcription factor 7 cofactor. The transcript is spliced from 2 exons. The coding region runs from base 219 to 488 and encodes 89 amino acids. Lineage: Eukaryota; Metazoa; Chordata; Aves; Anseriformes; Anatidae. Gene Ontology annotation, biological process: positive regulation of DNA-templated transcription; positive regulation of release of cytochrome c from mitochondria; positive regulation of mitochondrial depolarization. The record is from RefSeq and is a predicted model, not a curated record. Gene Ontology annotation, cellular component: cytosol; nucleoplasm.